AUGAGUUGUUUACUUGUUCCAGUCUUAGACAUAGUAGAGGAGGGAGACGAGGUGCUCGUGGGAGAUGCUGACUGCACUGCGGACGAGCGACUCAGAGGCAUAGAAGAAGUGGUUCUUGUGGAGGUGGAGGUAGUAGCGACCAGGAUCUUCGUCGACGAGAGCUUCGACGGAAGGUACCGCUCGACAAUGAGCUUGAGGUUUGGAUCGGAGAACUUGAAAAGCUUCUCAAAGAUGACUGCCAUCUCCUUCUCUAUGCCUUCGAGGGUUUAUAAUUCCUUCCCCAUUCUUUCUCCCGAACUCCCCUUUCGCCCGAUCCUUUCCUUCCCCGACUCCUCUCCCUCGCGAUCUCGGGUCAUCGCCGGUCGCCGGGCAUCAACGCCGAUCGUCGGCGACGGUCUUCUCCAGGGGCUUCAGCCGAUCCUUUUAGGGCGAUGGCACUGCGAUUCCUUUUCCUCUCCCUCUCCUCCCUCUCGAUGCGUGGAGUGGUUUCUCCUCUUCCUCUCUCGCCUGCGGACGACCCGACGCCGACGGCUUCCCCAGCGAUCUCGGCUUCGUCGCGUCACCAGGGGGAAAGCGUCACUCGAUCUUGAUGGCUCCGACCAUCUCCGACGCUGCGAUCUCCUCUUUGGCUGUGCUGGCACACGAGGCAAGGGCUCGGCGACUAGGGCAUUGCGGGGAAGUUACUCCGUGUCAUUCACAGGCGUCCGAUCGCCUCUGAAUCUUCUUCUCGAUCGGUUCACUGGAGUGCAUUCCGGAUCUUCACUAGCUGAAGAGGAUCGCACUACAUUACUUGGAGGCGACAAAUUGAGCAUCGGAUCAAAGUAUGGUGGAGGUCCCUAUUGUCGAUCACCACCCUCUCCAAUUCUUGAAGUGUGGAGGCCACGGGUGAAGAUGGAGGGUUUGUUGAGGUGUGUAUGCGCCCUUGUAGCAUGGACAGGGAAUCAUGGUUGUGAGUUGCUAUAUUGCUACUAA
Molecule: messenger RNA, 972 nt
Organism: Zingiber officinale
Lineage: Eukaryota; Viridiplantae; Streptophyta; Magnoliopsida; Zingiberales; Zingiberaceae
Exons: 5
Coding region: 1-972 (323 amino acids)
Source: RefSeq, a predicted model, not a curated record